CCCGUUUCCCCGGGGCCGGGUGUUCCCCCGGAGGACCCGGCUUGGUUGCGCUUCCGGGUGCCGGGCCGUUCGCCGGAGGCCGAGGGCGCCGGGAGGGCAGGAUGGCGUCCUCCUCGCUGGAAAGAACGAAGACGAAGGCCGCCGGCGGAUUUCGAAAGCAGAAGCGGGAGAAACAAGCUGUAGAUAAAUCCGAGCUGCUCACUGUGCCUAAUGGAUGGAAAGAACCAACUUUUACCAAAGACGACAAUCCCAGAGGGUUAUUGGAGGAAAGCAGUUUUGCAACUUUGUUUCCAAAAUACAGGGAAGCCUACUUGAAGGAAUGCUGGCCACUUGUGCAGAAAGCUCUACAAGAACACCAUGUGAAGGCAACACUGGAUUUGAUUGAAGGAAGUAUGACCGUUUGUACCACAAAGAAGACUUUUGAUCCAUAUGUGAUCAUCAGGGCCAGAGACUUAAUAAAACUUUUGGCAAGAAGUGUGCCCUUUGAGCAGGCAGUACGAAUUCUUCAGGAUGGCACAGCCUGUGAUAUUGUUAAAAUUGGUUCUCUGGUCAGAAACAAAGAAAGAUUUAUAAAAAGACGCCAGAGGCUUAUUGGGCCCAGAGGAUCUACUCUGAAGGCCCUGGAGCUGUUGACAAAUUGUUACAUCAUGGUUCAGGGGAACACAGUUUCAGCUCUUGGCCCUUUUAAUGGCUUAAAAGAGGUAAGAAAAGUCAUCCUGGAUACAAUGAAGAAUAUUCACCCAGUAUAUAAUAUUAAAACUUUGAUGAUUAAACGGGAACUGUCAAAAGAUUCUGAACUAAGAACACAGGAUUGGGAAAGAUUUUUGCCAAAGUUCAAACACAAGAAUUUGAAUAAACGCAAGGAGCCUAAGAAGAAAAAGGUCAAGAAAGAAUAUACACCAUUCCCACCUCCACAACCGGAAAGCCAGAUUGACAAAGAAUUGGCCAGUGGUGAAUACUUCUUGAAAGCAAGCCAGAAAAAGAGGCAGAAGAUGGAAGAGAUAAAGGCUAAACAAGCUGAAGUGCUUAGUAAGAGACAAGAAGAAAGGAACAGAGCCUUUAUUCCACCAAAGGAAAAAAUAGUCGUGAAACCUAAGAAAGUUUCUGAAAAUAAAAUUGACAUAGCAGCCAUCAAGGAAAAGGUAAAGAAAGCAAAGAAAAAGAAACUGGGAGCACUUACAGAAGAGGAAAUUAAACUUAAGAUGGAAGUAAAUGAAAAGAAUAAGAAGAGAAAAGUGUGACACAAAAAUUGACUUAAAAUGUAUGUAUAUUCUUCCUUUUGUAAAGGAUUAUUGGACUACAGGUCUUGGUUUCCUCAACUGUUAAAAGAAGGUGUUUUGAGGGCUUCUGUUAUCAUUUUUGGCACCAGGGAUUAAGGUCCUUCCUCUAUAGCUAUGAUUCACAUAUUUGCUACAAUAAUAAAUUAUAAAGAAGUUGUAAUGUAGGUGAAUUUCAGAUAUGAGGCUGCAAGACAUUUUAACCUGUGGAUCUUCCUUUCCUUGCCCAUCACUUCUUCCAACAGAGAUGUGGAACAGCCUCUUUCCUGCCUGCCUCAUCCCCCUCCCCCUUUUCUCUCUCUCUCUCCCCCUGCACUUUUCUCUCUUGCUCCCUCCCUUCUCGUUCUUUUCCCAGGACUAGAAUCCCAGCAGAGAUAGGAAGGCAGGAGACCAGUGAGGUAGUCAGCUAGCAACCUGCUUCCAGCAUGCUUGAAUUUCCCGGCUCCAGAUCCCUCUCCCCUUCCCCAGCCCAGGACAAAGGUGUCAAGAUUUUUUGCAGGCAAAAGCUAGGACACACCUUUAUUUAGUACAGAAGGAUUUUUAAUAAAUCGUCGUAUAUUCAUCUGUGGGACUUUA
Tachyglossus aculeatus (Australian echidna) is the source of this 1853-nucleotide messenger RNA. RefSeq names its product KRR1 small subunit processome component homolog (gene KRR1). Gene Ontology annotation, molecular function: RNA binding. NCBI's taxonomy places the organism in Eukaryota, Metazoa, Chordata, Mammalia, Monotremata, Tachyglossidae. Bases 102 to 1241 code for a protein of 379 amino acids. The transcript is spliced from 10 exons. The record is from RefSeq and is a predicted model, not a curated record. Gene Ontology annotation, cellular component: small-subunit processome; nucleolus.